Miscanthus lutarioriparius is the source of this 1401-nucleotide messenger RNA. NCBI's taxonomy places the organism in Eukaryota, Viridiplantae, Streptophyta, Magnoliopsida, Poales, Poaceae. The record is from the annotation of a GenBank genome assembly.
AUGCCCACGCCAGCGCCCCACUCCCUCUCCCACAAGACUUGUGAAACGCUUCCUGAGGCUAUCUCAGAUGUUUGGAGCCUGCAAGCACUUCAUGUAGCAGACAGCUAUUCACUUGUCGAGAUACCAGAAUCAAUUGGUAAGCUGAGGAAGUUAAGGACACUAAACUUGUCAGGCUGUGGACAUCUAAAGCAUUUACCAGAAUCUAUUGGUGACUGUGAAAUGAUUUCGAGCAUUGAUCUUUGCAAUUGCAUGGGGCUUAUAGUGCUGCCAAACUCUAUUGGCAAGCUACAGAAGUUAAGAACAUUGAACCUAUCAAGAUGCAGAGAGCUGAAAUGCUUACCAGAGACUAUUGGUGAUUGCAAAAUGAUUUCAAGCAUUGACCUUUGCAAUUGCGAGAAGCUUACAGUGUUGCCAAACUCUAUUGGCAGAAACGAAAUGCUAAGAGUGUUGAGACUAGGUGACACCAAAGUUGAGAGGCUACCAUCAAGAAUGCCUAUUGGCAUUGGACAGCUUAGUCUACUACCAAAGUUGGACUUAUUUGUUGUGGGUAAGGGAGAAAAGUAUGCAGGAAUCUCAGAGCUAGCAGAUGUAUCUAGGAUUGGUGUGGAACUAAGAAUCAGAGGUAGGCAAUAUGCACGGUGGAUGCAGAAUCAAGUUGGUGGUGGAGUACAGGGCCCUGCUUCCUUCCCAUUUUUGAGGGUGAUGAAGCUAUGUGAUUUCCCGAACUUGAAGAAUCUACAUGGGCUUGUGGAGCUGCCUUGUUUGGAGUUGCUUGAGCUGAAACAGAUGUCUUCUCUUGAGAGCAUAAGUGGAGGCCCAUUUCCUUCACUGAUGCUUGAGAUACGACGGUGCAAUGCUCUUCACCAUUUGCCCGAUUUCCUGGGAGAACUCUGCUCUCUAUGGAAACUCAAGAUUACAGACUUGCCAGAGCUGACUUGCCUUCCAGAAUCCAUCUGCCGCCUCACCACCUCUCUUAGAGAGCUCGAAAUCUGUCGAUGUCCAAGCAUCAAAUCCUUGCCGGAGGGGAUAAGGGACCUCACGGCUUUGCAGAGCUUGCGGAUCAUGUUCUGCUCUGAUCUAGUGAGGCGCUGCAAUCCAGAAACGGGGGAGGACUGGGACCUCAUCUGCCAACUGUCAUAUCCCUAUUCUGUGGAUUCAGUAGGCGGCUGCCUGCUAGCGCUUCAUCUGGUGCGAUAUGUUCCUAAGGGACAUGCUGCCAACAUCGUCAUUGUUCUUAAUUACUUGUUAUGCCUACAUAACAGCAUCAUCAACGUGGUUGCCAGUAAGCAAAUCACAGUACAAGGUCCAAUGCACUUGGGAGAGUCCUUGACUAGCCUGCCGGGUCAAGAUGGAAGACCUGCAUGGGUGAAAAAGUGGAUGGUGACCUUUGAAGCAAUAUGA